Megalops cyprinoides (Indo-Pacific tarpon) is the source of this 2666-nucleotide messenger RNA. RefSeq names its product cathepsin A-like. Lineage: Eukaryota; Metazoa; Chordata; Actinopteri; Elopiformes; Megalopidae. The record is from RefSeq and is a predicted model, not a curated record. The coding region runs from base 175 to 1578 and encodes 467 amino acids. Gene Ontology annotation, molecular function: serine-type carboxypeptidase activity. The transcript has 11 exons. Gene Ontology annotation, biological process: proteolysis.
CAUAUGACUUGAUCGUUCGAACCGGGGAGAGUGGAUCUCGAGGAAAACUUUAUAGAUACAGAUAGCUAUAUCGUUAUACGGUCUGAUAUUUUUGAUAUUUUUGCUUCCCUUUGAACGCAUGUUUUCCACCUUUUGAGGAGCGGCCCCUGUUUGCGUUUGUGGACUGUAAUCAGAAUGUUUUUGCGUAGUUUGGCGUGUCUUUCCCUCGUGUUGUGCGGUGUCACCUGGGCUGUGUAUGACCCGGACGAGGUGACGGAUCUGCCGGGGAUGUCCUUCAAACCCAACUACAGACAGUGGUCCGGGUAUCUGAAAGCGAGUCCUGGGAAGUAUCUCCAUUACUGGUUUGUGACAUCUCAGAGGGACGCAGCGAAAGACCCUGUUGUGCUGUGGCUGAAUGGGGGGCCAGGCUGCAGCUCGCUGGACGGGUUCCUCUCAGAGAACGGACCUUUUCACGUGAACGAUGACGGUGCCACUCUGUACCAGAAUGAAUUCAGCUGGAACAAAGUCGCUAAUAUGCUAUACCUGGAGUCACCGGCGGGCGUUGGCUAUUCCUAUUCUGAUGACGGCCAGUAUAAGACAGAUGAUGAUGAGGUGGCCGACAACAACUACCUGGCUCUGCAGAGCUUCUUCGCCAAGUUUCCCAACUUCACCCAGAACGAGUUCUACAUAUUCGGCGAGAGUUACGGAGGGAUCUACGCCCCCACACUCAGCCUCAGGGUGGCCACAGGGGGUGCCGCUAAGAUCAACUUCAAGGGCUUUGCCGUUGGAAACGGCAUCAGCAGCUUCGCUCUCAACGAUCAGUCUCUCAUCUACUUCGGAUACUACCACGGCCUCUUCGGAGAGCAACUCUGGGCGGACCUGAAUAGCAACUGCUGUAAAGAUGGCACCUGCAACUUUUACAACAACUCCAUGAAGGCCUGCGUGCAGCUGGUUGGUGAGGCUUUCAGUGUUGUCUAUGAAUCGGGGCUGAAUGAAUAUGCGCUGUACCUGGACUGUGCUGGUGGAGCAAGGACCACAGGGUCCUACCGCAGGACCAUGCUCAACCUCUUCCAGAACUACAGGAAGCAGUGGGAUGCCGAAAACUUGGUUUCUGGGGGCGGGGUUCAGACCAGGUCAGGCCCGGCUUUGCAGGAGGUACCGCCCUGCAUCAACAGCACCGCCCAGAUGACCUGGCUGAACCGCGGGGACGUGCGCAAGGCCCUGCACAUCCCUGACACCCUGCCGCCCUGGGACAUCUGCAGCGAUGACGUGGGCAGCCAGUAUGUAAACAAGUACAGGACGGUGAGGGACGUGUACCUGAAGCUGCUCGGCCUGGGUGUGAGGGCGCUGGUGUACAACGGGGACACUGACAUGGCCUGCAACUUCCUGGGGGACCAGUGGUUCGUGGAGCAGCUCAACAUGAAGACAACCGCCAGCUACCAGCGCUGGCUUUUCGACAGCCAAAUUGCUGGGUUUUACCAGCAGUUUGGUAACAUCACCUUCCUAACAGUCAAAGGUGCAGGUCACAUGGUUCCACAGUGGGCUCCGGGACCCGCCUUCCACAUGUUCCAGUCCUUCCUGUCCAGCACUCCCUACUGAGCAUGCUCCAGAUCUUCUUCCUGCCCGCCCUCCCCCGCCCUGUCAGAAUGUCUGUGACCCCUCUCUGUAACAGCUUUAUGUAUCAACGCAGCGAUAAUCACAGACACAGAACAAUGAGCAGCACCGAGUGUGCACACUGUGAUUAUGGCAGUGCUUAUGAUUAAUGAUUUAUGGUUUGGUGCGUUUUUGAUUUCACACCAGCCUAAGAAAAUGAUCAAUCAGUCAAUUUGGAUAUUUGGUGGUGAAGCCUAAAAAGAUAAGCCCAGUUUACAUAGCCUGAAGGCAAUAAGGGUUAUUUAGCACCAUCCUGGAUUCAUCAAUUCUUUUUCUUUUUUAACCAGUCACAGAGGGUGGAUGAUAUAAUAUUUGAGGUUGAAAUUUAUGAAUACUUAUGGUGAAAUAACCAAUGACGUUCAGUUUCUGCUUCCUGUUUCCUGGUGAGGUGUGACCUAGUUUUUCCACUUUUGGAGGGAAAAAAAAUAUCAGGUGUUAAAUUUAAGAUGAGGGUAAUGCUUUAUGUAUGAACUCCCAUGUGUUGAUAUUGCGGGUGGUUCUGCAGUAUGUUUAGUACUAGAUGUCUGAUCUGAAUACCUCAGGAAGGAUGAUGUGGAACAGAACAAGAAAUAAGAUGCUUAAUAUGAAGGAAAAAAGGUUCCUAUCCCUGUGUAGACAUAGUUCGUUUAACUGCACUUUACAGAAAAUGAAUGUAAAUAAUGAAUCUGUGCUGAGCUGAAUCAGUCAGUCCAUUCAAACAUUUGCGUUUGAUAAUUUCCCGAUUCUGGCUCAUUUAGUCGUUAUUCUGUGUCACAUAAUAAUUUAAAGGGUGGCCUUUCACACUUAUACUUCAGUCACCAUUUCUGCCAGUCAUCAUUAAUGUUGUCUUCUGAUGGCGCGGUGUCAGUUAAUUUGGUCUGUCGUUGGAGGGACCGUCGUGAUGAGGCAGUCGCACCUGUGUCCCAGGUAGGGCAGUGGUUGUAGGAAUUUGCUGUGUAUCAGGCCAAGAGGAAGAGGAAAUCUGCUGCCUUAUACGUGGGAAAGUUUUUCAGAAUAACAGAAUAGGGAGUGAAGCUUCUCAAAUCUCAAAAUGG